GGGAAAGUCAAUGUGGUUCUAGAAAUUCCAUAUAUGCCGGAUAUAUAUAUCCGCUUCGUUCUACACUUCUACAGUCAAUAUCCGGCAUACCCACCUGUCUGCAGCGCUGCGUCUGGCAUGUCCUGUCUGGCUUAUAACUGGACCUCCGACCCACGUGCACUCUAAAGUGCUUGUCCGUCGCUUCUCCGAUAAUCUUUUCAUCGCCAACGAACCCUCGAGUAUCCCGAUGCCACCUCGUUCAAGUACGGCCGGGAAGCCCGUCGCCUUCGCGCAUUUGCAACGUGGUGGGAAUGUUACGAGCUAUUGGCCCCAGGAGCGUCCAUAAUGGGGGUUCCUGGAGUUUCCUGCUGACGCCUGAGUCUGGUAAUAUGUAUAUAUAUAAUAUCAAGGGAAGUUAUUGCUAGCUGCUGAAUAUGACCCUAUCACUUUCCUUCUCCAUGCUGCAACUGGAAACAUGAUGAGCAUGGUGGGUUCUAUCGCUCUCCUCUCAGCUCUCCCUGUGCUCAUCAAAAGCACGCUGGCCAGCGUGGACUAUCCACCCCUGCCAGAGGACCUGACGACUCCCUACCAGCAGAGACUGGCGAUCUACGGCCCCAAUGCUGUCUCUGUGGGGUGGAAUACAUAUGGCACACUGGACCAGAGCUGCGUGAAAUACGGCACAGGGCCUGAAGCACUGAACUUGCAAGCCUGCUCAUCCCAGUCCAUGACCUACGGGACUUCACGGACGUUUUCUCAUACUGUCAUCUUGACUGACAUGAUCCCGGCCACUACCUACUACUACAAGAUCGUCUCGACGAACUCCAGCGUGGAAAAUUUCCUCAGUCCGCGUACUCCGGGAGACCAGACACCCUUCAAUCUCGAUGUUGUCAUUGACCUGGGAGUCUAUGGGGCUGAUGGCUUCACUCGUUCUGCGUCCAAGGCGAAGAGGGAGACGAUCCCGUGUAUUGAUCCAGAUUUGAACCACACCACAAUCGGGCGCCUGGCGGAGACAGUCAAUGACUACGAAUUUAUCAUCCAUCCGGGUGAUUUUGGGUACGCAGACGACUGGUAUCUGAAACCGAAGAACUUGUUAGACGGCAAGGACGCCUACCAGGCCAUUUUGGAGCAGUUCUACGACCAGCUCGCCCCCAUUGCGGGCAGUAAGGCCUACAUGGCUGGUCCCGGAAACCACGAAGCGGACUGCACCGAGAUUCCCUUCACGGCGGGACUGUGCCCAGAAGGACAGCGCAACUUCACCGAUUACAUGCAUCGCUUUGGCCAGACGAUGCCCACGGCUUUCCCCUCCCGCUCAUCCAACCAGACAGCACAGGCCCUUGCCAGCAAGGCACGCAGCCUAGCAAACCCGCCUUUCUGGUAUUCAUUCGAGUACGGCAUGGUUCAUAUCACGAUGAUCAACACCGAGACGGACUUCCCCUCUGCACCCGAUGGCCAGGGCGGGUCAGCCGACCUGGAAAGCGGCAACUUCGGCCGGCCCAAUCAGCAAGUUGACUUUGUCGAGGCCGACCUGGCCAGUGUCGACCGCACGGUGACACCCUGGGUUAUUGUUGCUGGACAUCGUCCAUGGUACACGACGGGAUCGGACGGUUGCAAACCCUGCCAGGCCGCCUUCGAGAACCUUCUCUACCGCUAUGGGGUUGAUCUCGGCGUCUUCGGUCACGAACAUAACUCACAACGCUUUCUUCCCGUCAUCAAUGGCACUGCUGACCCCAAGGGGAUGACAGACCCCCAGGCCCCCAUGUAUAUCGUCUCUGGAGGAGCGGGAAACAUUGAAGGUCUCAGCUCUGUGGGAAGUAAACCUUCGUAUACCCAAUUCGCCUACGCGGAUGACUAUAGUUACAGCACGCUCCGAGUGUUAGACCGGAAUCGUCUGCAGGUGGAUUUUAUCCGUUCCUCGACUGGGGAGAUCCUGGACUCGAGCACAUUGUAUAAGAGCCAUGACGUUCCAUUUGUGGUGCAAUAGGGGGUAGCCCGAAGCUAUAAAAGUAUGGAUAUUUUGAUCGGGUAAAGAGGAAGAUAAUAAUGAUAAUCAGAUAAUGCUGCUAGAUAGUUCAAGUUUCCGAUCAAAUCGCCCAACAGAAGUGGAGAAACAUCGAAGCAUACAUCCUCGAGGACAGAAAGUCAACAUGGAAUCACUUGCGGGUAUUGACAGCAGAGAUGUUAUUGUAGAGCAUAUCAAUGCUACUCUUAAAGAAGAAGAAAUCAAAAAAAGUCAUAAACAGGCG
Molecule: messenger RNA, 2222 nt
Organism: Monascus purpureus
Lineage: Eukaryota; Fungi; Ascomycota; Eurotiomycetes; Eurotiales; Aspergillaceae
Source: the annotation of a GenBank genome assembly